AAAACCAAAGCCGGUCGAGGCGGACGUGUGACGCUCGGGUGCGCGAAAUAGAGAUUUGUUUGUAACUUUAUUGUUUGUGUGAAAGCAGGAGAGAGAAAUGAUGGAUAAGUCAACAACAACAACGAACGCGGCUAAUGCAAAAGCCGCAACAACGGAUGAGGCAACAACAGCAACAAAUACCGCUGGGUGUGGCAGCAGCAACAACAACAGCAGCAGCAACAACACUACUAAUGGCAACAACAGCAACAACAACAAUGUGAAUGCCAACAGCAGCAACAGCAACAACAGGAACAACAGCAACCACAGCAACAACAACAUAAUCAGUGGCAACAAUGCGCGUCACAAUAGCUUGCAACGUUUUUCCAUGGCCACAACAAGUGCGCUGCUCGGCAACAACAACAACAGGAGCAGUUCCACAACAGUUGCCACAACAACAACAACAAUUGGAGUUGGCAACAACAACACGAUGAUUAACCUCAAUAUCAGCACAACAACCGGCGGCAAUUUUGGCGUCAGUGUUGAGCCGCAUAUAACGGUUGAAAGCCUCAAGAAGAUUAUAGCCAAGAAACUGAAAGUGGCCAAGGAUCGCAUUUGUUUGUUGCAUCGUGAAAAAGAACUACAAGAUGGAACGUUGAGAGAUCACAAUUUAAUGGACGGUUCCAAGAUUAUUUUAAUACCAAAUGUGGAAACUGGUUUAUUGGCACAGCGACCUGAGAACACGGUGAUGCAAGCGCUGGAAUCGCUUAACGACUCGCAGGUUAAUGAUUUUCUCAGCGGCAAGACGCCUCUAAAUCUGAGCAUGCGUCUCGGCGAUCACAUGAUGCUCAUCCAGUUGCAAUUGAGCACGGUUAAUCCAGCUGGCACUGGUGGCACUGCCUCCAGUUCCAGUUCAACUGCCACAGCUGCAUUGCCACCUGCCACAAGCACAAAUUGGACUUCAAGUAGCAGUAACAGCAGCAGCAACUCCUGCAACAGCAGCUCAUCAACGUCUGGCACUGGAAUGGGCUGUGUUGCAAGUGGUGCAAGUGGCUCAAAUGGCGGUACGUUGCACAUGCGCACACGCUCCUCAUCGAGUCAACGUUCGUCGUCUGGUUCGUCGUCUGGUCGCAUUGGCAAUGGACAUGUGCACAGUCAUCAGCAUCCAAGUUUGCAGCAUAGUCACAGCCAUCAUCAUCACCAUCAUCAUCAUCAUCACAAUGCCUCGGCUGUGGCAGCCGGCAGUGGUGGGGCAGGCAACAACAACAACAACAACAACUCUGCACGCAAACAACACGAUUCCAAUUCAAAUUCAACUCGAAAUAAUGCAACACAUCAUCAAAAUCACAGUCAGAGUCACAAUCACAGUCACAGUCACGGAACUGGACAUGGGAAUAGUCAUGGAUCUGUUUCUGGAUCUGCUCAAAUUCCGAUCAACAGCUCCGAUUUGAGCCUGAGCUCAAUUCUCAGCAAACGCGAUUAUGAAAGUCUGCAGAAUAUUGUGAAUAAAUUUGCGUUGACGCCACGUGCUGUAGUUGCCGCUGCCCAAGCAGCAGCAGCAAGAGAAGCAGCAGCAGCAACCACCACAAGCACAACAGCAACAGCAGCAGCAACAACAGCAGCAGCUACCACAGCAACAGCUGCUGCUGUUUCGGCUUCUUCUUCUUCUGGCAAGCCAAUUCUGGAACAAUCGCCCAUCAAAUCACUUUCGAAUCUCGUCUCGAGUCCCAUUAAAACAACGGCCAUUAAGAAUAUGGGGCAUAUAGGGCAUGCCACCAGCGGUGGCGCCAGCGCUGUUGCCUUGGCCUUGGCUGGCAUAACAACCAGCAACAGCAACAGCAACCCACAACCAACGACAGCAGCAACUGUUGCAAGCAGCAGCAGCAGCAGCAACAGCAACACUUGCAACAGCGGCGGUUGCCAACAGGAUCCAAUUGCCGCCAAGCUUACCUCAUGCCUCUGCACGCGUCUGUUGACGCCAACGGCAGCACCACCAGCACCACUGGCCUCAAACACUGUGGCCACUCUAGGCAGCAGCAGCAACAAUAACAACAGCAACAGCAACAACAACACUGGCACACGUGCCUCAAAUGCGUUGCACAAAACGGUUAAUAAUCCGAUAAGCGUAUCACGCUCAAAGCAUCGUCACCACCAUCAUCAUCACCAUCACCAUCAUCAUUAUCAUCAUGCUGCUGCUCAAGCCGCAGCUGCCGCCGCCGCAGCUGCCGCCGCCGCCGCAGCAGCAGCAGCAGCGCAUAAGACUCAAGAGGCAGCAGGAACAACAGCAGCAACAAGUGUUGCAACAACAGCAGCUGCAACCACUGAACUGAUGGAUGAUGCCACCAUCGCUGUCUCCGAUACACGCACCUUGGCGGAGGCGUCUCGCAAUUUGACACAGACAUUGCGAAAACUGUCCAAAGAGGUUUUCACCAAUAAAAUUGAUUUAUCCGGCGCUGGCAGCGUUAAUCUUGGCACCACCAACGCUUGUGGUUCGGCUGGUGGUGCGGCUGGCGGUGGCAGUGGCAGUGCCACCAAUAGUGGAGGCGCUGGCAACGAUGAGACGCCACGAAAGAGCGGCUCGGGAGCUGUCAUUGAGUCGAUGAAGAAUCACGGCAAGGGCAUCUAUUCGGGCACCUUUUCGGGCACUCUGAAUCCGGCGUUGCAGGAUCGAUUUGGACGACCCAAGCGUGACAUUUCCACCGUUAUCCACAUACUCAACGAUCUGUUGAGUGCCACGCCCCAAUAUAGUCGUGGGGCGCGCAUUAGCUUUGAGGCGCCAGGCGGUUCAAGUGGCGCCUCCAAUUCAUCAACAUCCAGCAGCUCCUCCAGCUCUUCUUCCUCCUCCUCCACCUCCUCCUCGUCGUCGUCGUCGAGCAGCGGUAGAAAUGGUAUUGCUGCAAUUACAGCUGCCUCAUCAUCAGCGUCAGGUGGCAUGCAUCAUGGUGCACGCAGCAGCAAGCUGUACUCCACAAAGCAUCAUAACUGUGCCAAGUGCAACAGUCGCGCCCAACAACAACAACAACAUCAGCAUCAGCAUCAACAGCAACUGCAGCAGCAACAACAACAGGCAGCGGCAGCUGCAACAUUGCCAGCUGGAAGUUGCGCCUAUGGGGAAUGCAACGGUCAUUAUGUGGCCAAGGGAGCAACAUCCUCUUGCUCCUCUGCCGCAUCCUCCGCAUCCGCAUCGAAGUCAAUGCUCAGCUGUUGUACAGAUGCUGUGGCAAGUGGCAACUCGACGGGUGCCACCAAUGGUUGCAUGUGUCGCGGUGCGAAGGAGAAGGAGCACAUGUGCCACAAGUGCGUUGUGGAGAUGGCGAAUCUGAAGACAAAGUCAAAGCUCGAUCAGCUGCGUCUGGUCAUGCAACAGCGCAAGCAGAAGCGUGAGGCACGCAAGCUGCGCAGCUCACCGUAUGCUGCCACAAAUGCUGCUGGUGGCGUUGCUGCCACAGCUGCCACAACCACCGAAGCGGUAGCUGACGUUGAAGCGACGCCGCAAUAUAGCGCGGUCAGCGCCUUGGUUGCCACGCCCCUGCAGACGGCCAAGACGACGCUUGCCACAAGUAGCGGCAACAACAGCAGCAGCAGCAACAACAGCAACAGCAACAACAGCAACAGCAGCAACAAUAGCAGCAGCAACUCUACAACAGCAACUACAACAGCAACAGCUGCAGCUGCAACCACUGCACCACCUAGCGAGGUGUCGCCCAACCACAUUGUCGAGGAGGUGGACACGGCUGCCUAAGCGGACAGACCUUGCAACUGUGCAACCUUUUUCGAUAGCAUUUACUAGUUAACAAACUACAACUACUAGAACAACAACAACAACCACAAUUAGUGUUUAAUUCUUUCUUUUUUUGAAUUUAUUUGUAAACAUUUUUUUUUUUUUUGUUAUUUAAAAAACAACAUUUUGAUAAAUUGCUUGAAAGCUUCCAUUUAAGUUGUAACACACAUUUGCAACUGCCACGCCCCCUUUCCCACGCCUCGAUAUUGUUUGAAACAACAGAGAGAGAUAGAGAGAGAGAACGAAAGUCGUUGAGCUGUUAAAUUAAUUUUAAGAUAAUUAACAACAUCAUGAUGAAGAGCAACAAUUAAUACAAUUCAACAAUAAUCAGCCGGCUGACAAAAUCCUCCCCACACUCCACACUCUCUAACUAACCCCACCCACACCCCUUGUGGCAUGUUUUAUAAUACAUAAUUUAGUAAAAUUGAAAUUUUGAUAUUUGUGGCACAACAACAAAAACAACAACAACAACAAAAACACGAGGCAAAGCCACAUGAUGAU
Molecule: messenger RNA, 4258 nt
Organism: Drosophila innubila
Lineage: Eukaryota; Metazoa; Arthropoda; Insecta; Diptera; Drosophilidae
Gene: stx
Product: midnolin homolog
Exons: 5
Coding region: 98-3718 (1206 amino acids)
Cellular component (GO): nucleus
Molecular function (GO): protein binding
Source: RefSeq, a predicted model, not a curated record